AUGUCUCUAGUUGAUAGACGGUUGGAUGCUCCGGUCGCGAACAUCCAAUCCACCCUCACAUGCCGACAGUCAGUUGUCUGGGCAGAUGACGGCCAAGCCGGAGAAAAGGCAGAAUUUUAUUAUGGCCUAAAGGGCAGUCGGCCAUUUUCGGGGCAUCAUUUUUCUAUCCGCCCCUUUUCUGGGAUCAUUCACGCUUCAGUAUCAUUCGACAUGUUCACUGCCGGCGGACGAUUGGAGGAAAGGCCGAUCACCAGAUCUAGGCCGCAGAAUGCUUAA
Protopolystoma xenopodis is the source of this 276-nucleotide messenger RNA. Lineage: Eukaryota; Metazoa; Platyhelminthes; Monogenea; Polystomatidea; Polystomatidae. The record is from the annotation of a GenBank genome assembly.